UUCCAUUCUUCUGCAUCUAUAUUUAUAAAACCAGACCCUCUGCUCCUCCACCCCAAAAUCUCCUCCUCAACCGCUCUGAAUCAACAUGGCUGUUGAUCUAAUCGGAUACACGAAGAUGGAGGACAAGAUUUCAGCUCAGGAGGCGGCGAUCGCCGGGAUUCGGAGCAUGGAAAACCUAAUUUUCCAACUCAACCAAUACCAUACGUCUUCGGCUUCAACUUUAGCUCGGAUCUCCCCAGAAAUGGCCGCGAGGCAAAUCGAUUGCAGAGAAAUCACGGAUCAAACCGUGUCUAAGUUCAAGAAGAUGGUCUCUAUUCUCAAUCGCACCGGUCACGCACGCUUCCGCCGAGGCCCAACACCGCCGUCUCCAUCGCCUCCAUCAACGCCGAUGGAUCCCGAAACCCCCAUCAUCCAACCGCUCGAUUUCAACAAAACCAACCCCAGCGGAAAAACCCUGAACGAAAUCCCUUUUACCGCUGACAAGAGAAGCUUCACCAUCUCCAAAUCAAGGCCGAUCUCCUCAGCAAAUUCCUCGUUUAUUUCAUCAGUUACCGGAGACCUAAGCGUAUCGUACGGCCGCCAAUCGUCCUCCGUCCACCACCCAUCUGCUGCCGGAAAACCCCCUCUGUCUUCUGCGGCCAUGAGGAAGCGCUGCCAUGAACAUGCUCAACCGGAGGAUAUCUCCGGCGCCGGCCGUUGUCACUGCACUAAGCGCAUGAAGAAUCGCGUUAAGUCCGUGAUUCGCGUGCCGGCGAUUAGCUCAAAGAUUGCUGAUAUUCCGUCGGAUGAGUAUUCAUGGCGGAAGUAUGGGCAGAAACCCAUCAAAGGCUCGCCGUACCCCAGGGGUUAUUACAAGUGUAGCGGCGUGCGAGGCUGUCCGGCGAGGAAGCACGUGGAGCGCGCUACGGAUGAACCUUCGAUGCUUAUCGUCACCUACGAAGGGGAACACAUCCAUUCCAAGCCGCUCGUUUUGGAUCAGCAACGCGUGAUCUGAGCCGUUCGUUUUUUUCUAGAUUAUUUAUUUUACUUUUGUGCCAUCUUCAGUUUUUUUUAAUCGAAUUAACAAUGUUUUUCACCCUUUGGGAGUGGGGUGAG
This is a messenger RNA of Phalaenopsis equestris, 1095 nucleotides long. RefSeq names its product WRKY transcription factor WRKY51-like. Bases 86 to 994 code for a protein of 302 amino acids. Gene Ontology annotation, molecular function: DNA-binding transcription factor activity; sequence-specific DNA binding. NCBI's taxonomy places the organism in Eukaryota, Viridiplantae, Streptophyta, Magnoliopsida, Asparagales, Orchidaceae. Gene Ontology annotation, biological process: regulation of DNA-templated transcription. The record is from RefSeq and is a predicted model, not a curated record. The transcript has 3 exons.